Orcinus orca (killer whale) is the source of this 1332-nucleotide messenger RNA. It is a transcript of the gene DMC1, whose product is annotated as DNA meiotic recombinase 1. The transcript has 14 exons. The record is from RefSeq and is a predicted model, not a curated record. NCBI's taxonomy places the organism in Eukaryota, Metazoa, Chordata, Mammalia, Artiodactyla, Delphinidae. Gene Ontology annotation, molecular function: double-stranded DNA binding; ATP hydrolysis activity; ATP-dependent DNA damage sensor activity. Bases 168 to 1190 code for a protein of 340 amino acids. Gene Ontology annotation, biological process: DNA strand invasion; reciprocal meiotic recombination; mitotic recombination. Gene Ontology annotation, cellular component: nucleus; condensed nuclear chromosome.
CGCCAAACCUCUCUGUCAGCGACAGGACGCCCGUCUCCGCGUUCUGGUUCUGAAGCAGAAUCCCUGAGGACUGGAAGGCCCGGGCGGGGGGCGGAAGGGAUUCAGAUACCUUGAAAACCCCCGGGAGACUGUGGAAUUGAUUAUUUUUCUGCUGUUCACCUUUCAAUAUGAAGGAGGAUCAAGUUGUGCUGGAAGAACCAGGAUUCCAAGAUGAAGAAGAAUCUUUGUUUCAAGACAUUGACCUGUUACAAAAACAUGGAAUUAAUGUGGCUGACAUUAAGAAACUGAAGUCAGUAGGCAUCUGUACCAUCAAAGGGAUACAAAUGACAACAAGAAGAGCGCUAUGCAAUGUCAAAGGGCUCUCAGAAGCAAAAGUGGACAAGAUUAAAGAGGCAGCCAACAAGCUUAUUGAACCAGGAUUCCUGACUGCAUUUGAGUAUAGUGAGAAGAGGAAGAUGGUUUUCCAUAUCACCACUGGGAGCCAGGAAUUUGAUAAGUUGCUAGGAGGUGGAAUUGAAAGCAUGGCAAUCACAGAAGCUUUUGGAGAAUUUCGAACUGGAAAAACCCAACUCUCUCAUACCCUCUGUGUGACAGCUCAACUUCCAGGAGCAGGUGGCUACUCAGGAGGAAAGAUUAUCUUCAUUGAUACAGAAAAUACUUUCCGUCCAGAUCGCCUUCGGGACAUUGCUGAUCGCUUCAGCGUAGACCAUGAUGCAGUCCUGGACAAUGUACUUUAUGCACGUGCAUAUACUAGUGAACAUCAGAUGGAGCUACUUGAUUAUGUAGCAGCAAAGUUCCAUGAAGAAGCUGGCAUCUUCAAACUAUUGAUCAUUGAUUCAAUAAUGGCACUUUUCCGAGUGGAUUUCAGUGGUCGUGGGGAGUUGGCUGAACGGCAGCAAAAACUGGCCCAGAUGUUGUCACGACUCCAAAAAAUCUCAGAAGAAUAUAAUGUGGCUGUGUUUGUGACCAAUCAAAUGACUGCUGACCCAGGAGCAACUAUGACUUUUCAGGCAGACCCCAAAAAACCCAUCGGGGGACACAUUCUGGCUCAUGCUUCAACAACAAGAAUAAGCUUGCGAAAGGGAAGAGGAGAGCUGAGAAUUGCCAAGAUUUAUGACAGCCCUGAGAUGCCUGAAAAUGAAGCCACCUUCGCAAUAACUGCUGGAGGAAUUGGGGAUGCCAAGGAGUAGGUGGCGAAUUGAUGCAAAUUGCUUCUUAGUGCUUAUUAGGAGCUGAAGAAAUGGAAAAGCAGUCUCAAAUUUCAGAUCUUGAAGAGUCUGUUUUUUUUCAUGUGUUAUUAAAGGAAAGUCAGCAAAAGAGAAUUAAAUCAUA